Molecule: messenger RNA, 762 nt
Organism: Penicillium salamii
Lineage: Eukaryota; Fungi; Ascomycota; Eurotiomycetes; Eurotiales; Aspergillaceae
Source: the annotation of a GenBank genome assembly
AUGGGCAUUGGCGAAGCGACAGCAAGAGCCCUCGCCAAAUCAGGCGCAAAUCUGAUAUUACUCUCUCGCUCAGAGGACAAACUCGCCAAACUGACAGACGAGCUGAAGAAGCAAUACCCGCAAAUCCAAGUGAUCUACCGGACUGCUGAUGUAGGGAACUACGAGGAAGUCGAUACUGCAGUCGAAUCAUCCAUCAUUGAAAUAGGUGGUAUCGAUAUCCUGAUCAACAACGCGGGUCUUGCAAUUGGCGCCCCGAAAGCAUUCCACGAACUCGAGAUAUCAGAAAUCUUGACGAUGAACUCUACAAACGUUAACGGCCCAAUGUUCGUGACUCACUCGGUCCUGAAUAGGUCUAUGCUCUCACGCAAGUCCGGGACCAUCAUCAAUGUGACCUCCGUCACGGGCUUGGAGGUCCCACCGUUUACCGGCGAGGCAGUCUAUCACUCCAACAAGGCUGCACAGGAGGGAUUCACAAACUCAUUGCGGAAUGAGUUAUGUGGAACCAACAUCAGAGUACUAGCGCUGAGACCUGGUGUUGUCGCGGGUCAUUUCCACGCCCAGCGCGUCGGGAAUGACCAAGCGCAGUACGAUGAGUUCUUGAAUGGGUAUACGCCGCUGCUUGCAAAUGAUAUUGCCGAUGCUGCUAUCUAUAUGCUCAAUCAGCCAUUGAACAUAUCUGUUAAAGCAUUGGAUGUCGUUCCGUCGGCGCAACGAUCUCUUACUGUCUUCGAUCGCAAAUGGAACGAGCGAACUGGACAGUGA